Spinacia oleracea (spinach) is the source of this 522-nucleotide messenger RNA. RefSeq names its product zinc finger CCCH domain-containing protein 18-like. Gene Ontology annotation, molecular function: metal ion binding. Lineage: Eukaryota; Viridiplantae; Streptophyta; Magnoliopsida; Caryophyllales; Amaranthaceae. The transcript has 2 exons. Bases 210 to 518 code for a protein of 102 amino acids. The record is from RefSeq and is a predicted model, not a curated record.
GAGUGACCAUAAAACUAAAGGCAAAUGAUAAUUUUAACACUGACGUAUAUGAUAUAUACAAGUAUUAGAAUAUAACUGCAAUCACUAAGCAUGACUGCACGAGUGCUCAUGUAUCUCUGUAUUACUCUACUCUCUUGAAAAUCCUAGAUGUUUUGAGAUGUAGAGGAAGAAAAUUAACUGCCUUUUAUUUUCUUUAUCUUUAUGUACUGAUGGUAGACCACAAAGUGCAGAUAUGCAAGUUCUUCCUUCAACAACGAUGUCGAUAUGGUGCUAACUGCCGGUUAUCGCAUGGAACACUAAUGUCCCUGUCUUCCCUGAAGAAGUAUGUGUCACCUAGUUGGGGGCAGCCAUUUGUAGGAGCUAGCAUUUUGGCAGUUUCAGGGAAUGGAGCUAGCAUUUGGAGAGAGGCUGAACUUGAAUCUUGGGACGACAAACUCAAUAAAGGCCUGGUUGUAUUUCGUGACGAUGGAAGCUCAGAGACGGUGGGGGCAGAAGCAAUGUCAUUAUCAUUCGAGUGACAGA